Naegleria fowleri is the source of this 2556-nucleotide messenger RNA. RefSeq lists its product as uncharacterized. Gene Ontology annotation, molecular function: monoatomic cation transmembrane transporter activity. Gene Ontology annotation, cellular component: membrane. Gene Ontology annotation, biological process: transmembrane transport; monoatomic cation transport; intracellular calcium ion homeostasis. The transcript is spliced from 6 exons. Bases 1 to 2556 code for a protein of 851 amino acids. The record is from RefSeq and is a predicted model, not a curated record. NCBI's taxonomy places the organism in Eukaryota, Heterolobosea, Eutetramitea, Acrasida, Naegleriidae.
AUGAGAAUAUUUCCACAAGUGCCCCGAACCACAUGGUGGUAUGUGGUGAAAUAUUCAAGCAUUGCCAUAUUCGUGAUUUUGUGUAUGAUUCUAUUCAGAGGUGGUGAUCAGAGUGGUGAUUCUUAUUGGUCUAAUACGAUCGAUGAUGCAUCACGUGUUGUUGCACCAGUAUCAUCAUUAUCUUUUCUUUUCACAUCAUCAUCAUCAUGGACAUCUGGGAAGUCUUUUUCACCAUCACCACCCAAAUUAUUCCAUCAUCAUCCAUAUGAAACUACAAGCACCACCACUCGAACCACCACUCUGACCAAUACCAACAUGACCACUCUGACCACUCGAACCACCAAUACCAACAUGACCACUCUGACCACCAAUACCACCAAUACUUUAUUCUCAACAACAACAACAACAACACUCUCUCAACAACCUCUUGUCGGUGAUGGUGAUGAUGAUGGUAAUACUAAAAUUUGUCAUAAAAUUUCAAAUUAUGAACUUGAUCAAUGUGAAUAUGUGAAAGAAAAUUGUCCAAAUCCAAUGGGUGGUGGUAUGAUUAAUUAUUUAAAUAUUAGAUAUUGUGGAUUGAAAAAUGCAAGUUGGUUAUUCUUUGUAUUGAGUAUUGUUUGGAUAUUGAUAUUAUUUUACAUGUUAUCCAAUACAGCUGAAGUGAAUUUCUGUCCAGCACUUACAGAAAUUUGUAGAAUUUUGAGAUUAUCACCUGAUGUUGCAGGUGUGACAUUUUUGAGUUUGGGAAAUGGUGCUCCUGAUAUUUCAAGUAUUAUUGCUGGUGUGUUUUCUGGAUCGACAGGUUUUGGAGUUGGUGAACCUAUUGGUGCUGGAGUUUUUGUCACAUCUAUGGUCAUGUCAGCUGUGAGUCUAUUCUCUAAUGCCAAAGUAAUUCCAUUUCCAUUUUUGAGAGAUUGUAUUGCCUAUUUAAUUAGUGUCUCCUAUGUCAUGUUUAUGGUUAUUUUCAAUGGAUCUAUUAAUUUAUGGCAAAGUAUUAUUUGUCUAUUAAUUUAUGCGAGUUAUGUCUCUUUUGUGAUUUUAUCAAGAACAUUUAUUACAUGUUACCAAAAAUAUAAAAAGAAAAUACCAUUGAAUGACAAUGAAUAUGAUUCAGAUGAAGUACAAGAUGGUGGAGAUGGAUGGAAAAUUGGUAAAGCACCUAAUUUUGAAAUGCAAAUUAACAAAAUUUCUGAUUUGAAUGAAAUUGUGAAAAAGGAAAUUAUUGAAGGGCAAAAACAUGGUUUUUUUGGAACUGUUUUUUAUCCAAAAGUAGGAAUGGUUCAUUUACAUCACAAACAUGAUGAUCAUAACAGCAAUAACACUACGACAGACCUUUUACAUCAUGAAACAAACUCUCCAAGAUUUGAACAAGAUGAAAUUCCAUCCAAUAGCUCUGUAUUAUCCAAAACUAUAGUUUUACCAAAAAAGAACAACACUGAUCCAUCACUUCCAUCAAAUAGUACACUAUUAUCAGGUCCACUUUCUCUUACCACCAUCACCACCACUACUACUACUCCCACCAACACACACAAGAAUCGUCAAAUGAUGGAAUUUACUGGAUCUCUUAUUAUUUCAGAACAUUUUGGAACCAUUGUGAAUUCUGUAAAUACUUCCGAAAAAGAAGAAGAACAGAUUUCACUACUAUCGAAUAACCAAUCUUCUCACUUGGAACCAUGGCACAUGACUAACAUGUGGAAAUCUCCUGCACUUGUUUCUCUAAAAACAAAAUUCAAACAUGUUUUGGACUAUUUUUUAGAUUGGAUUGAAUGGGAAGAGAAAUCUUUAUUUUCAAAAAUAUUUUUUAUUCUUUUUGAAGGAUGGACGUUAUUGAUUCGAAAUUUGACCAUUCCAAAAGCAGAUCCAGAAGAUUGGAGUAAAUUCUUUGCAUGUAUUUCAAUGAUAUUCAUGCCACCAUUUGCAACAUUUGCAACAGGAUAUAUUACUCUUACACUUCCAAAUACAUCAUUUCCAGUUUGGGCACUCACUCUCAUCAUUGGAUGUGUAUUUUCAUUGAUCAUAUUUUUCACUUCUCGACGAGGAAAACCACCAAGAUAUCAUUUCAUAUUUGUAUUUUUAGCAUUCAUCAUGUCUAUUUUAUGGAUUUACAUUAUUGCUAAUGAAAUGGUUGAUUUAUUAACUUCAUUAGGUGUCAUUCUUCAAGUGAGUGAUGCAAUUCUAUCCAUUACUGUAUUGAGUUGGGGAAAUUCAUUGAGUGAUUUAGUUGCUGAUGUUCUUAUUGCAAGACAAGGAUUUGUUGAGAUGGCUUUGGGUGGUGUUUAUGGAGGACCAUUAUUGAAUUUACUUAUUGGACUUGGUAUUGCAGCAACUUCUUCGAAUAUUAUUAAUGGUACUCCAUUUGUAUUUGAAAAGAAUACCACUGUGUAUGCAUCCUUUUUCUUUUUAAUUGCAUCUCUCUCGAGUGCACUCAUUAUUGUUCCACUGUGUCGAUGGCAUUCUCCAAAAAUAUUUGGAAUCUUUCUUGGAAUGUUGUACUUGUCAUACAUGAUUUUUAGUGCUUUGGUGGAGACUAAAAUUAUUUUUCAUCGAAGUCGUUAA